UUCCAGAAAUUGAAGUUUACAUUUUCGUUCGUUUCGUUAUACACCAGUUUAAACUAUGGAGUGCCCAAUUAAUCUCAUGCAUAUUAAACUUUAUAUACAACGAAUUGAACACCUAAACCCGUAUCUGAAGGAAGAAGUGAUCACCGUAUUAGGAUACAGCAAUAAUAUUUUUAAUGCUUUGGAUCUGACAACUUUUAGAAAUGCCUACGAACACUUUGCUGGGAAAAAAUUACCACUAAAAGGUCGGGUGGCUUUGAUGGAAUUUAUGCUAAGCAUACCGAAUAUCAACAUAAUCCAUUAUAAUGAUGUCCCUUAUUUCUUUAUAUGCGAGAGGCACAGUAAUGAAGAACUUGAUGAGGGCUGGGAGCCCGCACCCGAACAACCCUCAGUAAUAGAGAUUUCUGAUGAUUCAGAAUAAACCGAUAAGCUUAGAAAUUUAAUGGAUUUUAAACUAAAAACUAGAUUAACGACAUACAUUGGACAUGGAUAAGCUGUUAGCUAAUUUAACCUUUUAACCUUUCUUUUUGGAGUUAUUUUUAAAAAAUGUUAUAUUAUGUUACUUUUGUUGAUGCCA
Molecule: messenger RNA, 574 nt
Organism: Teleopsis dalmanni
Lineage: Eukaryota; Metazoa; Arthropoda; Insecta; Diptera; Diopsidae
Source: RefSeq, a predicted model, not a curated record